GUGUAUAAACAGAGAUAAUUUUCAAGCAAUAAGAUUCAGACAAAAAGAAAAUCUCUCUAAGCUUCAUAGUGACACGAGGAAUGGAUACGUUCCAUUCUCUCUCUAAAACAAUAAGCUUUCUCUCUCUUCUCCUUUCCCUCAAUCUGCUCUGUGUAGUUGAUAUUGCUGCUUUCAAAUUAGAAACUGUUACAUUCAACAAAGGCUUUAGCCAUCUUUUUGGUGAAGGAAAUAUUAUUCGUUCUGCGGAUGAUAAUAGCGUUCAACUUCAUCUGAAUCAAUACACAGGCUCAGGAUUCAAAUCUUCAGACUUUUACGAUCAUGGUUUCUUCAGUGCCAAAAUCAAAUUGCCAUCAGAAUACACCGCAGGAAUCGUCGUAGCGUUUUAUAUGACAAAUGGAGAUGUAUUUCGGAAGAGUCACGAUGAAUUGGAUUUCGAAUUCUUGGGAAAUAUAAGAGGAAAAAGAUGGAGAUUUCAGACGAAUAUGUAUGGAAAUGGAAGCACGAGCAGAGGAAGAGAAGAAAGAUAUUACCUUUGGUUUGAUCCUUCUAAAGAAUUUCAUCGUUACAGCAUACUGUGGACCACAAAUAUUAUCAUAUUUUAUAUUGAUGAUGUCCCAAUCCGAGAGAUAAUAAGAAAUGAUGCAAUGGGGGCAGAUUUUCCAUCAAAGCCUAUGGGAUUAUAUGCCACCAUAUGGGAUGCCUCAGAUUGGGCUACUUCUGGUGGCAAGUACAAGGUUAACUACAAAUAUGCACCAUUUGUGGCAGAAUUCACAGACUUAGCCCUCCACGGCUGCGCCGCCGAUCUGCUGGAAGAGGUUGUAACUUCCGAAUGUGUUGCUCGAGAAGACGGCCAACUUACAAGCGAUGACUAUGCUAGUAUAACUCCAAAACAAAGGAAUGACAUGAAAAGAUUUAGAGCAAAGUACAUGUAUUAUUCAUAUUGUUACGACAAGUUAAGGUACCCAAUGCCACCAUCGGAAUGUGACGUGGAUCCCAUGAUGAGGCAGCGGUUCAAGGACUCGGGGCGGCCGAAGUUCGAUGAGAAACACCAUCGUCGUUCCAAGAAAAGAAGAGAGGUUAUGGAUGCUAGGAAUUACGGGAAACAGGAGGGUGUGUGAUUAAUACAAAUUGUUGUGUGACUGUACAUUGGGGAUUUUUUUCUUCUUCUUCUUUACUGUAAGGUUGGAUAUUAAUAAACUUAUAUUUAGAGGGAUUAAAUUUGAUAAGGAAUUUCUUGAGAUAAA
Molecule: messenger RNA, 1244 nt
Organism: Olea europaea var. sylvestris
Lineage: Eukaryota; Viridiplantae; Streptophyta; Magnoliopsida; Lamiales; Oleaceae
Product: probable xyloglucan endotransglucosylase/hydrolase protein 30
Exons: 4
Coding region: 81-1118 (345 amino acids)
Biological process (GO): cell wall biogenesis; xyloglucan metabolic process
Cellular component (GO): apoplast; cell wall
Molecular function (GO): xyloglucan:xyloglucosyl transferase activity; hydrolase activity, hydrolyzing O-glycosyl compounds
Source: RefSeq, a predicted model, not a curated record